This is a messenger RNA of Durio zibethinus, 832 nucleotides long. RefSeq lists its product as uncharacterized. Lineage: Eukaryota; Viridiplantae; Streptophyta; Magnoliopsida; Malvales; Malvaceae. The record is from RefSeq and is a predicted model, not a curated record.
AUGUUUAGCGCAAGCCCUGAUCUUGCCCAGAAUAAGACCCUCCAAAUUAUGCAGGAAGACAAGUUCUUUUCCAGGCUUUUAUCCAAGGAAAACUCUGUGGCCAAUCCUUCUUUCAGGGUCUACUAUGGUGGAGUCUCCGGUGCUGUACCUUUCAUGUGGGAGUCUCAGCCUGGUACCCCCAAACACACAUUCUCUGAUACAUCUCUUCCUCCUCUCACUCCUCCUCCUUCUUACUACUCCAAGUCCAACUCAAAACCCAUCAAGAAGCACUCAAGAUCUGGUCUUUUGCACGCAUUGUUUCCAAAGAUGAUCAGUUUGAAGAAAACCAAUCCUGUACCUUCAUCACCUUCUUCUUCAUCAUCGUCCUAUUGGUCUUCUUCACCAAUAUUUCUUGCAAUGAGUCCCGGGAAAUAUAAUAGCAGGAGCCGAUUUUCGACCCCACGUUCUUCGUUUGAUUCCAGAGCAGAUUAUGAAGAAGCUGCAGCCAUUGGAUCACCAACAUCAACUCUGUGCUUUGCCAUAGGUAGAGGAAGUAUCAGUAAGCUCCGUGGAUGCUACGGCUGGUGAAGUUAAAGCCUUAUCUUCAGCUAUAUUGACCACGGAUCUGGCCAAGAUAUAGAUUUGCUGGAUGAUAAUCUCUCUCAUAUUCGUGUUGAUUUACUCUGUAAUCAUCUAGGUAUCUUAGUUCUUCUAUGGGAAAUAUCCCAAAACUGUUGAAUGCUAUGGUAAAUCAUUUAGUUUUGCAGGAAGAACUGUUGUAUUUUUCUCCUAUGUGUCUAUUUUGUAAUCACUCCAAAGAACUUGUGGCUAAAUUUGGCAAAAGUAAAAACCU